Messenger RNA from Notothenia coriiceps (black rockcod), 1331 nucleotides. RefSeq names its product large neutral amino acids transporter small subunit 3-like. Gene Ontology annotation, biological process: neutral amino acid transport. The record is from RefSeq and is a predicted model, not a curated record. NCBI's taxonomy places the organism in Eukaryota, Metazoa, Chordata, Actinopteri, Perciformes, Nototheniidae. Gene Ontology annotation, molecular function: L-amino acid transmembrane transporter activity; neutral L-amino acid transmembrane transporter activity. The annotation marks the transcript as partial. The transcript has 9 exons.
UAGCUGCCUAACAUGUUCGGGAACGUACGAUCUACCAUCCUCUCCCUGAUGAUCGGAUCCUACGCUUCCUCUGCGGUCACCUUCCCUGGAGUCAAGGUUAUCUAUGACCUGGGCGUGUCGUUCCGCAUCAUCAUGUGGGUGUGGUCGGCCAUGGCCUGCGGAGUCUUCCUCAACUGCUUCCUGAACUGGCCUGCUGAGUCCUUCCCUGCACCUGAAGACGUCAGAUACACUAAAAAGGUGAAGCUGAGUGGAGUUGUGACUGAGGACAAGGUAACUGGGGACAGGUACGUGACCCACGUGGCGCUCAUGGAAGACAUGAUGGGACCCAAGCAGCCAGAACCCGAGCAUGCAGACUCACAAAGCCCACCCCAAGGCGGGCUGCCACUCUGUCACUCUGUGUGCUCGCCCAUCUUAUUGUGGAGUGUCAUCACCAUGGCAAUGACCCAGCUGAGGCUGAUCUUCUUCAUGGGUGCCUUGAACAAGAUGCUGGAGUUCCUGGUCACCCACGGCCAGCCAAACCCUUCAGAAGAGCUGCUGCAGGAGGUGGAGGAACAAGUUGUUGGUUUCUACUCCUCUAUCUUCGGAACGAUGCAGCUGUUGUGUCUUGCCACCUGUCCUUUGAUUGGCUACAUUAUGGACUGGAGGUUGAAGGAGUGUGAAGAGGAAAAUGCAAAGAACAGCGAAUAUGAUCCCACAAAGAGAGACAGAAAGAUCCAGAAACUGACAAAUGCCAUGAGAGCUUUCAUCUUCACCAACCUCCUAUUGGUCACCUUCGGAAUCCUUUCCAUGAUUGACAACCUGCCCAUCCAGUUGGUGUCCUUUGUCCUGCACACCAUAGUGAGAGGAUUUAUCCACUCCUGCUGUGGAGGUCUCUAUGCAGCUGUGUAUCCAGCCAACCACUUUGGAACACUGACAGGCAUGCAGUCCAUGGUCAGUGCUGCCUUCGCCCUGCUGCAACAGCCACUGUUCAUCCUGAUGCUGGGACACCUCAAUGGAGAUCCUUACUGGAUCAAUCUGGGCCUUCUCAUCAUGUCCGUGGCUGGCUUCCUGUUGCCAGGCUAUCUAUUCUAUCACCGUAGAAACCUGACCCGGGCAAAGGCAGAACGUGAUAGGUUGGCUGCCAGCCAAUCAGACAAGGAGAAUGCUCCUCUAGCCCAAUCAGAUGGUAGAACUGCUAAUAGCCAAGCCAAUGGGCUUGCAGCUAAUGGCUACACAACAAAUAACGUUCAGUAGUUUAUUUAUUGUGAGGAUGCAAAUGCCACUACAAUUUUUAUUUGAAACAUUUAAGAAGCACAUUACAGGACAGUUUAAAAUGGACAAGGAAGCUACAU